Messenger RNA from Xylona heveae TC161, 487 nucleotides. RefSeq lists its product as hypothetical. The record is from RefSeq and is a predicted model, not a curated record. The coding region runs from base 14 to 430 and encodes 138 amino acids. Gene Ontology annotation, cellular component: nucleus; chromosome. Lineage: Eukaryota; Fungi; Ascomycota; Xylonomycetes; Xylonales; Xylonaceae. Gene Ontology annotation, biological process: reciprocal meiotic recombination; meiotic recombination checkpoint signaling. The transcript is spliced from 2 exons.
GGAUUCCGCCUUCAUGGACCGUGUUGAUAUUGAAGAGAACAUCUCCCUCCCAGACGUCAAUGCUGCAUACGAGAUCCUUCGGAGCUCCCUUGCCGAUUUAGCCAAGUGUGGGAUUGUGGCUCCGGAAUGCCGAGUAGAUGUGGACCAUCAUGAAAGUAGCGACGAGUCCUAUGCAGUCGAAUCCCUGCUUCCAUCCUUUCAGGAAAUGGAAUUGAACUCGUGGACCGAACCGGAUGAACACGCCAAAGCUCUCCUGGAUAUAGCUAAGGACUGCCAGGGAGCAACCGGUAGAUGGCUCCGACGCCUGCCGGCGCUAUCCAUCGCCCGUUAUACACACUCGAGUUCUUGUUCCUUUAGUCAGGCUCUUGCCGCAAUGACGAAAGGCGUAGAAGCGUCGAGGGAAGGGCUUAAACAAGAGUGCACUGUUUGAACAGAUUUCCCGUACACAAAGCUUUUCUUGUGAGCCUGGUUCGAUGCUUGCGUGGAC